AUGACAAUAUUUUCUCCAAGAAUUCUCGUUGCAUUGGGCCACAUUAUUAUUUGUAUGCUGUUUGCUGAAACAGAAGGCAUUUUUCUUCCAAAGAAGGGUGACUAUCCUUAUCUCACUAGGGAGAGAGUUUUCAUCGAACCCCACAAAAGACCGUUUUGCAAUGCCUUUACGGGUUGUGGCCGCAAACGUUCCAACCUGCCGGCGCUGACCUCUCAGGGCGAGGAGAUGGACGAAUCCAUCAACAGUCUCCUGGAAUUGAGCGCCGAGCCCGCAGUCGAGGACCUCUCCCGGCAGAUCAUGUCUGAGGCGAAGCUGUGGGAAGCGAUCCAAGAAGCGAACGUCGAACUGAACAGGCGCAAACAGAAACAAGCCCUAGAGGGCAUCCAAAACGAUCAGCCGGUUCCUGCUCGGAGUGCUACUGCCAGUUGCGCUUUACCUCCGUGUUAUAUUUAA
Messenger RNA from Diabrotica balteata, 453 nucleotides. The record is from the annotation of a GenBank genome assembly. Lineage: Eukaryota; Metazoa; Arthropoda; Insecta; Coleoptera; Chrysomelidae.